Molecule: messenger RNA, 2111 nt
Organism: Oldenlandia corymbosa var. corymbosa
Lineage: Eukaryota; Viridiplantae; Streptophyta; Magnoliopsida; Gentianales; Rubiaceae
Source: the annotation of a GenBank genome assembly
AGCACACGUAUAAUGCAAGAAAAUGGGCGAAAAAAUUAAGCGGGACACACGUGUUCAAAGGACAAAUAUCUUUGCCAAUAUUAUAGAUAUGGAAAGGAAAAAAAAAAAAAAGCACAACACUUUGUGUCAUAAAUAGCUCAAAAGUUUAAAAGGCACCUCCCAAAAGAAGAAAAUGUUGGGAGGUGUGGGGGCUGAAAAAUAUCUCCCAAUAGUCCCUUCCUCCCAAUUUUUAUUCUUUGUUUGACAUCACCAAACCUUUCCACCUGUCCUAAUUUUCACAAAAGUUCUUCAUAGAUUCAUUAUAAUUAUUUUUUCUUUUUGUCAACCCCAUAAUAAAAAGCUUGAACCUUCAUAUACUUUUGCCACAUAUUUCACCUCCUUCCUUCAAAGUUCAAAGCUUUUUGUUGUCUCUUUUCUUCCAAUCUAUCUAUCCUACCUAGCACUACUCCUUGCCUUCUUCCUUUUGUUCCAUAACUGCAUGCUUCAGAGACUUUUCCAUUUUCCUUUGUAACCAUCUUAAUCUAGAAGAUUUCUAAUUAACUUUACCUUCCCACUAUUCUGGGGAGGUGGGAAGUUCAUAUUUUUGGUUGGUGAUAUAGACCAAAUCUGCAAAACCCUUUUAGACUUGAGCUGUAACUUUUCAAUCCCAGAUUAGAUUUUUUUUGGUAUUGAUUUCUAGAUAUGAACAAUAUGAAUCCAUUAGGGUCAGUGAAGGAAGAGUUUUACACUGGAUCUAGUUCAUUGUAUCCUCCACUUUCAGGUGAGGUUUCUUUCUGUGUUUCUUCUAGUGCUCCUCCUCCUCAGCCAAUGGAAGGCCUUAAUCAGGCUGGACCACCUCCAUUCUUAACCAAGACAUAUGACCUUGUGGAUGAUCCACAAACUGAUCAUAUUGUUUCAUGGAGUAGAGGUAACAACAGUUUUAUUGUUUGGGAUCCCCAAUCUUUUGCAAUGAGUCUUCUUCCUAGGUACUUCAAGCACAACAAUUUCUCCAGCUUUGUCAGGCAGCUCAAUACUUAUGGUUUCAGAAAGAUUGAUGCUGAAAAAUGGGAGUUUGCUUGUGAAGGUUUUUUGAGGGGACAAAAGCAUCUCUUGAAAAACAUACGGAGGAGAAAGAAUCCUCCCAAUUUUCCACCUUCUAAUAACCAAGGUUCAACUACUGAUCCUUGUGUUGAAGUUGGAAGAUUCGGUUUGGAUGCUGAAAUUGAUAGGUUAAGGAGAGACAAGCAAGUACUCACAAAUGAACUAGUUAAACUCAGACAGCAACAGCAAUCUACAAAAACUUAUCUUAAAUCCAUGGAAGAGAGGUUACAAAUGACUGAGAUGAAACAACAGCAAAUGAUGACUUUUUUGGCUAAAGCCAUUCAAAAUCCAAGUCUUUUGGAUCAGUUAGUCCAGCAGAAGGAGAGAAGGAAAGCACUUGAAGAAGAAUUAAGCAAGAAGAGAAGGAAGCAACUUGACCACCAUCAUGAUCAAGUUGCUCCUGGAAGUAAUUUUGGGGAAGCUAGCAAUAGUAGUUAUGUCAAACUCGAAUCGCCGGAGUUUGGAUACCAUGAUGAUUUUGGUGGCCUGAAUGAUUUAGGGAUGAAUAUGCAAGAACCAAUGCAAAAUGCAGUGCAUUUGGAUCAAGGAUUUUGGGAUGGCCUAAUGCAUGAGGAGAAUGAUCAAGAUCAGCAUAUAGGCUACAACUUUGGUGCUGAAGGAGGAGAACCUGUGGAAGACAUGUUAACUGAGCAAAUUGGUUUUUUAGGUUCUAAUUUACCAUGAAAAACCUAUAUUUUAAGAUUGUUGUUUUAAAUGUUUAGCUGAUUAUUCGAAAUUGACACAACAUUAGAACCUUAAUUUUGUUGGGAAAAAGCACUCCCUACAAUAAUUCAUUAGGGGUUUCUAGUUUGGUUAUCUAACUGGUUUGUUGAGCUCUUUAAUCAGCAGAUUUUCUAGCUAGUUAGUGCUUAGUAUUAGCAAUUUGUUUGGUAUUCUAUUAUCCAUCGAAUUUCGUUCAACUGCAGUAUUUGUAUGAAUGAUUGUCAUUAGCUGAAGGUAAGAUCAAGAUUCAUGAUUAUGGAUUCGAACACUUUAUGACAUCAUUUGAUCUAUUUAAUCGUUGUUUUUUU